AUGAAUAGAUUAAUUUUAGAUGCAAACAAUGUUUUAAAGUUAAAGCAUAAUAUUAAAUUUAUAAAUAAUUAUAGAUAUUUUACAAAAUUUCGAAUAGACAACACAAAUAAAAACUAUAAUAAUAAUAAUAAUAAUAAUAAUAAUAAAAAUAAUAUCCAAAUAAAUAGUAAAACACAAACAAUAAAUAUUAAAAAUAUAAAUAUAGAUAAUAAAAAAUACUUUAUCACCUCAAAUUUAAAUAGUAAAGACGACUUUCUUGAAGAAACUACAGGAGAAUUUUCAGAUGUAUUUAAAAGUAUUAAAGAAUUUUUAGCACUUGAAGAUACAGAGCAAAGUAUAGAGCUUUUUAAAAGUUUACCGUAUAAAACUGAAGGUUCAAAAAUAUUUUACAAAUAUUUCAAAAAGAUAAUAUACCAUACGUUACAACGCAAACAUUACAAUACAAGAGAACUUUUUUUAUUCAUUAGAGAUAACAUCCAUUAUUUCCCAGAUUUUAUAAACAACGACUUAUUUUUAAGGGCUCUAAAAGAAUUCUAUGAUUUCGAAGUUGAAAAAAGAGACAGCAUAGUGUUGGAGUACUAUAACCAUCCAUUCAAAAAUAUACUGGAUGAAGUAUUCGAGUUCUAUAUUGUAGAUUUUCAAACAGUUGAAAAUAUUUUGGCAUUUUUAAUUUCAAAAAGAGAUUUUCAAAGAUAUGAUUCAGUUUUUAAAAUGUAUAUAGAAAAAAGGGAUGUAGCAAAAUUUAUCAGUAAAAAAUUAAACUUUCAAUCCUCAGAAUCUCAUCAAAAUGAAGAAACACCAAUGUCACAAAUACAAUCAGAGCAACAACCACAACAGUUAAAUUUAAACGCCAUCGAUUUAAAUAAUUUACCACCAACCAUAACAUUUAGUUUACUUCAUAGAGCUAUUCUAAAUAAUGAGGCUUCAAAUGUAAGAAUUUUAUUAGAUCAAUUAAUCAAAAUCGGAACAUUGGAAAUUGAAGCAUUUCAAGUUAUUUUCGAAACAUGUUACUAUAUGGGGUACAAAGAGACUGAACAAUUCUUUGUCAAUUAUAUUCUUCAGAAAGAUUAUCGUUGGUAUUCAUUAUUAAUAUACUUCAACCAAAAUAAAAAAAAAGAAGAUAUUUUUUUUAGAUUAUUAAGCAAUAUAACCGAUCCACAAAUACCGAUCACUCAAAGAGAUGAAAUUUUAUCAUUUUUAGUUCCAAUCAAUUUACACUUCAGGAAUUUUAAUGUAGCAUUCUUUUGGCUUCAAACCUAUGUCAACACUUUUAGUACCAAUAUUGAAUCAUUACUUUAUUUCUUUAUUUAUAGUGAAGUACGUAUUUAUACUACUAAUUCCUUCUUUUUGGGAAUUUGGACCAAUUGUUUACAAGAUUAUUCCGACCCAUCCUCAAAUCCCACUCAAGAGAAACUAGAUUCAUUUAUUAAAUAUUCAAAAGAACAGUUUGACUAUAUUAAUAAUUUUAAAUCAUUAGAAUUAAAUUUAACAACAAUCCUAUCCAGAACAAACGAUAAAAUAUUCAACAAUGAAGAAUCAAAGCCAAAAAUGACAAAUAUAGUAUCAGAAAUUACAUUGGUUGAUGAAAAUUUAAAUCCAAAAACAAUCACUUCAAAUCUACUCGCAUUAAAUAUUGUAUUACCAAAAUAUAAAGAAGGAUCAAUUGUAAAAAUAAUUCAUGAUGACUCACAUCUCCGAAAAUUAAUUGAAGGAUCAAACAGACUCGAACUAGUAGACUAUUUAAAUGAAGUUUAUUUUAAACAUAACUAUAUGCCACCAAUUAGAUAUCUUUUUAACUCAAUAUAUUUAAUAAGAAGAGACUUUGACCUUUACAAGAAAUUUUCCUUAAACUUCCCAUCAGAAACCUACUCAUUAGUAUUUGAUCAUGCAUUCUUCAACACAUUCAUCCACAGAGAUUUUAACGAAGGUAUCGAAUAUUUGGAAAAACAAGCAAAUUCAAUAAUUAAAUCAAAUAAUAUAAAACGUUUAGUUGUCAAUUUAUUAUUGGGAAAUAGACAAUUUGAAUUGGCUACCAAAAUGCUUUUAACUAUGAUCAGAAAUAAUAUCUCAAUAUCUCCAGUUGCAAGAAAUAUAGUUCAUAGUGGUAGAUACCAUAGGUACAAUAUCCCAAAAGAAAUUUUUGAUAAAUUAAUGAAAAUUGAAGGUUUGGCAAAUAUAGAUUCAUAUAUUUUACUUAAAUACCUAAGCAACAAUCAAAUAAAAGAAGCAUACAAUUUUUUUAUUUCAAAUAAAGAGGGUUUACAUCAUGUUGACACAAUCCGUAUUGUCUUGGGUCAUAUUUUUCCACAACUCUUCCCACUGAGCGAUGAAAGGAAUAUUAAAAUCUGGAAAGGUCUUUUGGAGAAUUUGGAUCAAAAUCUUUUAAAUAAAAAAAUUCAUUUCUACGACAGUUUCUUGGGUGAUUUACACAAAUGGGGCAAAUAUGAUAAAAUUUUAGAAAUUAUCUCAAAAGACAAUACAAUUCUCACAACAAUCAAUCAAAAAACACUUUCAAACAUUUUAGGCUGUAUCAAAAACGAUCCUUUGUUAGUAAUAAAUUUAUUCAAAAAAUCAAGACCAUACGAAUUCUAUCACUAUGAUAUAAAGGAAAUUUUAAUUCAAAAUAAUAAACUUAUAAAUAAUGGUAAUGGUGACCCAGAAGUAAACAAUUUCCUCAAUAAUCCACCUCCUUCAGAAAAAGAAGAUAAACACAUCAACAAAUAUGAAAUAUCAGAUAAAACUAUAGAGUUUAUAAAAUCGAACUAUAUUGACCCUUCAAUAGUUUUAGAAGAACCAUUACUUUCAAAUAUUAGUGAUUAUUAG
This is a messenger RNA of Dictyostelium purpureum, 2823 nucleotides long. RefSeq lists its product as uncharacterized. NCBI's taxonomy places the organism in Eukaryota, Evosea, Eumycetozoa, Dictyosteliales, Dictyosteliaceae. The transcript has a single exon. The record is from RefSeq and is a predicted model, not a curated record. Bases 1 to 2823 code for a protein of 940 amino acids.